Molecule: messenger RNA, 3681 nt
Organism: Laetiporus sulphureus 93-53
Lineage: Eukaryota; Fungi; Basidiomycota; Agaricomycetes; Polyporales; Laetiporaceae
Product: coatomer subunit alpha-2
Exons: 14
Coding region: 1-3681 (1226 amino acids)
Biological process (GO): intracellular protein transport; endoplasmic reticulum to Golgi vesicle-mediated transport; retrograde vesicle-mediated transport, Golgi to endoplasmic reticulum
Cellular component (GO): COPI vesicle coat
Molecular function (GO): structural molecule activity; protein binding
Source: RefSeq, a predicted model, not a curated record
AUGUCUGUGAUGCUCACAAAAUUCGAGUCCAAGAGCAAUCGGGUGAAGGGGCUUGCAUUUCACCCAACGCAGCCGCUGCUCGCCGCGUCUCUGCACAAUGGGAGUGUUCAAUUAUGGAACUAUAGAAUGGGAGUGUUGGUGGACCGAUUCGAAGAACAUGAAGGACCUGUGCGCGGCGUAGCCAUUCAUCCUAGUCGCGCUCUUCUGGUGACUGGAGGAGAUGACUACAAGAUCAAAGUCUGGGAUAUACGGCCUCAGAACCGACGAUGCCUCUUCACCCUGCAUGGACACCUCGAUUAUGUCCGGACCGUCCAGUUCCACCAUGAAAUGCCCUGGAUUGCAAGUAGUCCUUGCUGCACUUUUCAUCUAAAUACUGAACAUGGUUCGCAGAUUUCUGCCUCGGACGACCAGACGAUCCGCAUCUGGAACAGCACGUCGAGAAACUGCAUCGCGAUCCUCACCGGACACUCACACUAUGUGAUGUCAGCGCAGUUCCACCCGAAAGAGGACCUGGUUGUGUCCGCAUCCCAGGAUCAGACUGUGCGCGUAUGGGACAUCUCGGGCCUGCGCAAGAGCACGCCCAACACGGCGCCGGGUACAUUUGAUACGUUCGACACGUUCUCGACUGUCAAGUACGUGCUCGAGGGUCAUGACCGCGGCGUCAACUUUGCGACCUUCCAUCCGACGUUACCGCUCAUUGUUUCUGCCGCGGAUGACCGUCAGAUCAAGAUCUGGAGGAUGAGUGACACGAAGGCUUGGGAGGUGGAUUCUUGCAGGGGACACUUCAACAACGUCUCGGUCGCGCUCUUCCAUCCUAAGCACGAGUUGAUCGUAUCAUGUGGCGAGGACAAAACUGUGCGCGUAUGGGAUUUGACGAAACGCUCUGCAGUGCAGACGUUCAGGAGGGAGAACGACCGAUUCUGGACGCUCGCCGUUCAUCCCGAGCUGAAUCUCUUCGCUGCUGGACACGACAGCGGGCUGAUUGUGUUCAAGCUCGAGCGCGAGCGACCAGCGUUCUCUAUCCAUGGCGACACGUUGUACUAUGUUCGCGACAAGUAUGUACGCGCGUACGAUAUCAAUACCGGCUCGGACAUCGGACUGCUCAGCGUCCGCAAGUUUGGCAGCCCCUACGUGCCGCCUAGGACGCUCAGCUACAAUCCUGCCGAGCGCGCCGUUGUGCUCACGAUCUCCUCUGACAAUGGGCUCUUUGAGAUGACAUCACUGCCCAAGGAUGUAGUUGGUGAGGUGAAGGACUCGUCCACGGAUGGAAAGCGCGGUACUGGACAUGCGGCGAUUUUCGUUGCGAGGAACAGGUUUGCGGUUUUGAACAAGACAACGCAGCUCAUUGAAGUUCGCGAUCUGUCGAACUCUGUGGUUAAGACUAUUAAGCCGCCGGUUCAGACCAACGAGAUCUUCUAUGGCGGCACCGCAAGCUUGAUCCUCAGCUCUCCCACAUCGGUCGUGCUGUACGAUAUCCAACAGCAGAAGAGCAUCGCGGAGAUCACAACACCGCCUGUCAAAUACGUCAUAUGGAGCACCGACGGGUCGCUGGUCGCCCUGCUCAGCAAGCACACAAUCACCAUCGCGAAUAAGAACUUCUCGCAGCAUACACUCAUUCACGAGACGAUCCGUAUCAAGUCCGGCGCUUGGGACGAUUCCGGUGUUUUCAUCUACUCAACUUUGAACCACAUCAAGUAUUGCCUUGCCCAAGGUGACCACGGCGUUAUCUGCACUCUAGACAACCCUGUGUAUCUCACGCGGGUGAAGGGCAAGACGGUAUAUUGCCUGGAUCGUUCGGCUCGUCCUCGGACUAUCACAAUUGAUCCCACUGAGUACCGCUUCAAGCUCGCUCUGUUGCGCAAUAACCAUGAAGAGAUGUUGUACAUCAUCCGGACUUCCAACCUUCUUGGACAGAGCAUCAUCGCGUAUUUGCAGCAAAAGGGAUUCCCUGAGAUUGCGUUACAUUUUGUCCAAGACCAAAGCACUCGCUUUGAUCUGGCUAUCGAAUGCGGUAAUUUGGAUGUUGCAUUCGAGAUGGCGAAGGCGAUCGACCGGCCUGACUGCUGGGAGCGGCUGGCUCAACAGGCGCUGAAGCAAGGGAACCACAAGAUCGUCGAAAAGGCGUAUCAGCAGACGAAGAACUUCGAUCGGCUGUCGUUCCUAUAUCUCGCCACGGGAAGCAAGGAUAAGCUUUCGAAGAUGCAGAAGAUCGCCGACGCCAGGGGAGACCCCAUGUCGCGCUUUCACAACGCACUGUACGCAGGCGACGUGUUGGGUCGUAUUGCCGUUUUGAGGGAUGUUGGCCUUCAUCCUCUGGCGUAUUUGACAGCCAAGACAAACGGUUUGGACGAUGUAGCGUUGGAGAUCCUCGAAGCUGCCGGCCUUACUGAAGCCGAUGUGGAUGAUGUACCAUCGUUUGGAAUGUCGACGCUGAGACCUCCACCAAUCGUCACCUCGAUCGAGAACAUCAAUUGGCCGUCGCUAUCUACUGGCGAGAGCUUCUUCGAUAAGGCACUGGCCAAUGGCCACUUAGAAGGAGGUGAAGCGCCGUACAUGAAUGGGUUUGAGACUAAUGGUGUCGCCGCAUCGUCAGCGUUGGAUGACUGGGCGAGAGAGGAAGAAGCUGAGGAAGAGGUCGUAGUGGAGGAGGGAGCAUGGGACCUCGAACCCGAUGCCGAGGAGCCCCAGCAGGAGCCAGCACCAGAAACGGAGACUUUGGAAGAUACGGAACUGGGUGCUGGUGCCUCUUCUGGCAUUAGUGAGACAGAACUCUGGACACGAAACUCGCCGUUCGCUAGCGACCAUGUGGCAGCGGGUUCGUUCGACACAGCCAUGCAGCUGUUGAGUCGUCAAUUCGGAGUGGUCAACUUCUCGCAUCUCAAGCCCUUGUUCGUUUCCACGUAUCGCUCAGCCCAUGCAUAUCUCUCGCCAAUGGCCUCGUUGCAGCCAUUGCAGCUACAUCUAAGGCGUGAUCCGCAGGAGUCUUCUCCAAGCCGUGUUCUACCCGUGGCUGUGCGGACCCUACAAUCGGUCCGACACGAGCUCACCGAAGGUUUCCGCUUCCUGUCUGGCGCCAAGCUACCAGAAGCUCAGCUUGUGUACCGAUCUGUUCUGUGGGAGCUUCUUCUGGUCCCAGUAUCUUCUGAUGAUGAGGCAAAGCAGUGGCGCGAUAUGGUCACGCUUGCCCGGGAGUACCUCCUCGGUGUGACUCUCGAGAUUGAGCGAAGACGAAUACUCCGAGAUGAGCCUGACAAUGUCCGCCGGAACUUGGAGUUGGCUGCAUACUUUACGCAUUGCCAGUUACAGCCAGCCCACUUGCAAAUUGCGCUACGGAGUGCCAUUGGCGUGUUUACCAAAGCGAACAAUCACGUUACAUCUGCGCGGUUCGCCCGACGCCUGCUAGAACUCAACCCGGAUCCCAAGAUCGUCGCACAAGCGAGGCAACGGAUCGCCGCUGGCGACCGGAACCCGAGGAACGCGGUCGAAAUCUCAUAUGACGAGUUCACCGAAUUCGAGAUUUGUGCAGCGAGCUUCACUCCCGUUUACAAAGGUUCUCCUUCCGUGCGAUGCCCAUAUACCAAUGCUGUGUUCCUGCCAGAGUUCAAGGGCAAGCUGGAUCCCCUCACUGAGCUCACAGAGAUUGGUGCGGCAUCAUCUGGUCUGCCUGCGCCACGAUCAUAG